CAUGUUUAGUUUGUUUUCAAUAUUCACAUCGUAAAGUCAACAAAUCAGUUGUCGUCGAAACUUGCGUAGUUUUGUGGCUUUUUAUACAAAAUGAAUCGACUUUUCGGUAAAUCGAAACCCAAAGAACCUGGCCCAAGCAUCAGUGAUUGUGUCCAAGGGGUCGAUGCCAGGGCGGAAACUAUCGAUCAAAAGAUCAAAACACUAGAUGCCGAGUUACGAAAAUAUAAGGAUCAAAUGGCCAAAAUGCGCGAGGGUCCGGCGAAAAAUGCCGUCAAACAGAAAGCGUUGCGUGUGUUGAAACAACGUAAACAAUAUGAAAACCAGGUCGAAAAUCUUCGCAAUCAGUCCUUCAACAUGGAGCAGGCGAACUUCGCCGCGCAAACUCUCAAGGACACUCACACGACGGUGGCCGCAAUGAAGGACGGCAUGAAGUCGAUGAAGAAGGAAUUCAAAAAGAUUAACAUAGAAGAAAUCGAAGACAUUCAGGACGAUAUGGCCGACAUGCUGGAACAGGCGGACGAAGUGCAGGAAGCGAUGGGCCGUGCCUACGGAAUGCCAGAGAUUGACGACGAUGAACUGCAGGCGGAGCUGGAUGCGCUUGGUGAUGAAAUUGCGCUGGACGAUGACGCCAGCUAUCUGGAUGACGUGGUGAAAGCUCCGGCGGCACCAGACAAGGAACCUGGCGCGGACAGUGUCACCAAUAAAGAUGGCAUUCUGGUGGAUGAGUUUGGCUUACCACAGAUUCCAACACAAGUUAAAACCACUUAAGUUGGGGGAUGCUUGUGUCUGUGUGUUGAAACUUAUAUAUAAUUAUUUUGCUGUAUUUUGUUGCUUGAGAUGGCUUUCUUUUUAUGUGAAAAGAGAAACUGCACGCGAAAUUUAGUCAUUUAUCUUAUGUUUUAAUAAACUCACAUUAUGUGAAAAUAA
Wyeomyia smithii (pitcher-plant mosquito) is the source of this 927-nucleotide messenger RNA. RefSeq names its product charged multivesicular body protein 5 (gene Vps60). Bases 91 to 768 code for a protein of 225 amino acids. Gene Ontology annotation, biological process: late endosome to vacuole transport via multivesicular body sorting pathway; vesicle budding from membrane. Gene Ontology annotation, cellular component: multivesicular body. The transcript has 3 exons. NCBI's taxonomy places the organism in Eukaryota, Metazoa, Arthropoda, Insecta, Diptera, Culicidae. The record is from RefSeq and is a predicted model, not a curated record.